CAAGGAAGAAGAAAGAGAUGGGGAUGAAGAAAUGCGGGGCGUCAAGACCAAUUUUUAUUCGAUGGCUUGCCGCAUUUGCUGUUACGGCGGCGGUGGCGGCGGCUCUGCCCUCCCCUGAUUCCGACGUAAUCGACGACCUAAAGAGGAGUCUCCAUGUUAACGACACCUAUUGGAAUCCCACUUCCGAGCGGUGCGAAUGGCCAGGCAUCCUGUGCGAUAGCACUAAUAGCUUUGUUGUACACGUCGACAUUCCGAUGUACGGUUUCGCCGGAACUCUGCCGGAGAAUCUCGGGAAGCUCACCGGAUUGAUCACAUUCGAUGCGAGUGGGAACAACAUCACUGGGGCAAUUCCGGCCUUUAACGGGUCGGUCCAACUUAGUACCCUCAGCCUUGACCGUAACCGGUUCACUUCAAUCCCGGACGCUCUGUUUCACUCCAAACCUCAACUGUCUUUUGUUUCUCUGGACUACAACCUUCUCCUUCCGCCAUGGGAGCUCCCUGAAGCUCUGGCAAACUGUUCACAGCUCGGCUACUUCUCCGCCAUCAAUUGCAACAUCCGCGGGCCCUUCCCGGCCUUCUUCAAACAGAAUUCCCAGUUGUCCGUCCUUCGAUUGGCGGGCAACAAUUUAUCCGGGCAGCUCCCUUUCGACCUGCCCGUAUCCUUAACCACUCUGUCCCUCGGUCACCAAGGCGGAGCAUUGUCCGGCAGCAUCUCCGGUAUACAGAAAUUGACCAACCUUAUCCACCUCUGCCUGGACGGGAACACAUUUUCCGGCGAAAUACCCGACUUAUCCCACCUCAUAAAACUGAAAGAAUUCGUCGUCAGCCAUAAUCAUCUUACCGGUCCGGUGCCGGAGUCCAUAUCGGCGAUUGAAUCUUCCUUGACACAAGUGAAUUUGUCCAAUAAUCAUCUCAGUGGCGUUAUACCACAAACACUAGCGGAGUUUGCUUUAAGCGGGAAACUAGAUGUGUCUAAUAAUAAUCAGCUUAAUGGUACUAUUCCUUCAAACCUUCCCAAUUUCCCCCAACCUUGUGACAAUGUUUAUUAGUAAAAAGAUCCCAGACUUCUAAUUUUCCCUCAAUAAAAUGUCAUCCUUGAAUAAUAAAAAACACCCAUAAUUAUGACAUUUCUGGGGAGAAAUUAAAUGUUUUUGAACUUUAAAUUAUGGCUUUGUUAUAACUCAAUGUAAUCUCUACUGCUAGUCCUUGUAUGGCAAAUUGGCAAUUACUUGUGCGGAUCUCGCCUUGGUUGAAAAUGGGGGAGCCAACUGAUUUGUUUUGGGCUUAUAAUUCACUUUUUAAUCUUGUUUCUUUUUAAUUCUUG
Cuscuta epithymum is the source of this 1324-nucleotide messenger RNA. Lineage: Eukaryota; Viridiplantae; Streptophyta; Magnoliopsida; Solanales; Convolvulaceae. The record is from the annotation of a GenBank genome assembly.